Messenger RNA from Achroia grisella, 1939 nucleotides. RefSeq names its product uridylate-specific endoribonuclease C-like. NCBI's taxonomy places the organism in Eukaryota, Metazoa, Arthropoda, Insecta, Lepidoptera, Pyralidae. The transcript is spliced from 8 exons. The record is from RefSeq and is a predicted model, not a curated record. The coding region runs from base 92 to 1735 and encodes 547 amino acids. Gene Ontology annotation, molecular function: RNA endonuclease activity.
ACAAAAAGUAUAGAAUGAUAUUAAUAAUAUUUGUAUAAAACUUUUGAGAGAAAUUAUAACUUUUCAUACACUUUGUAUCAAUAUAAACAGCAUGAUGGAAAAUGAAAAAUUCAUUUCGGAACAGGCUCCAAAGAAUAUGAAAAAUAUGCUGAAUUUACUUUUUGGAACAUUAUUAUUUUUUAAUUUCAGCUUAGUUGUUUCAGGAAGAGAAUAUAAUAAGCAACAACUACUGAAUCACAAUACAGAUUUUUUAUUACAUGAAUCAAAUGUGAAUCCAACUUCACCAAAACGAGAUUACGUCACAUCACAGCCAAAUCCUCAAAAUACUCAGAUAAGUAAACAAGAUUUCCCCCCGUUAAAACCUACAUCGGCUACAUCGCCGCCACCUGGGGUGACUGUGAUUUCGACUACGAAAAAACAAGACUUUCCUCCUUUACGGUCCCCUUCCGCUACACCACCUUAUCAAGGUAUUCCACAAGGAUCUACUCGCCCUGAUCAGACGUCGUCUGGAAAACGAGACUAUGUCGCUCCUCAUUAUCCAUCCUCUAAUCCUACUGCCCAUCAAUCAUCGGGAAAAGUUAAAGAUUUAAUAAACUUUUAUGACAACAAGGACAGAGAAAAUACUCCCCAGAAGGUACCAAGUUAUAGUAAUAUUUUACAAGGAACUACGAAUAAUAAAGUAACGCCAAGUACUACCAGUAUAUAUCAACCAGUUACCCAACCUAAUCAAAAGAUAUCAACUAUUUAUAUUCCAAAGCCUUCUAGUUACAGCGGCGUUGUUAGUGGGCACACAUCUACGUCAGGAACUACUUUUAAACCUUCAUCCAAAGGGCCUUAUCAAUCUACUUUCCCGGUAUAUGGAAUGACGACUGUUCGACCAGGAAGCCCAAUUUUGCCAAGUACACUCGUAAAUAAUAACUUAAACAAUAGAAAUAAUCCUACCGAUACCGAAUUACAAACUUUAAGUGAAGACUUGUUAAGAAAAGAUGUCAAUAAUGCAGCAAAAUAUAUUACUAUUAAUUUUCAAGAAAAAACUACGGGGCAGUCUAAAGAAGAUAGGGCACCUAGACCAUUAUUCACUAUCACGGACGAGGCAUGGAAUAUCCCUACAGUCCAAAAAAUACUCCCCUUGUUAGAUAAUUACGAAAGAGACACUUUGGUAAACGAACAUGUUACUGCGCAGGAACGUAAUGAAGAAAAUGCAUUUAUGGAUGCAAUCAUGUCUACAACAGUUAUACGACACUUGAUGAACUUUUUAAAAGAUAAAGGAUAUGUUACACCCGACCCAAGGCAACAAAGGGACUUCUUGAAACAACUGUGGUUUGGCCUGUAUUCUAGAAGCAGGGGGAAGAUUAGCAGCUCCGGGUUUGAGCAUGUAUUUGUAUCUGAACUUAAAAAUGGUGAAGUAUCAGGACUACACAAUUGGAUAUAUUUCUCCAAAGAAGAAACAGCUAAUAGAGUUAAUUACCUAGGCUAUCUGAAAUAUACGCAAUUAAGCGAUAAAGGUACAGUUUUGAAAUUGCACUUUAGUCAACAAGGAGUUGAUAAGCCCGUCGACAGUAUGUUCAUCGGUACUUCCCCGGAAUUAGAAAUUGCGUUGUACACACUUUGUUUCGUUACCCGAACCGAUAAUGACUGUUACCUUAAACUUGCUGGUAAAGAUGUGAAUGUUAUUACUCAUUCUUAUCGCUAUCGUAGUAAAAAUUUUAUUGGUAGUGCCUAUCCACAGAUUUAAGAUAAAUGUUGUGUAAUUUAUUGGAAAUUCAUUAUUUCAAUUAAUUGCCAAUACUCAAGUCAAAUAUUGUGUAUAUAUUUAGAUAAAUAUUUUUUUUAAAUAACUAGAUGUACAUAACAGCAAGUUUGUGUUUAAAGUUUUUGGUUACCUUAAUGAAAAAGUUUAAAUAUUUUAAAUAAUAAACAGAUUAAGUAUUUAUAAUGU